AUGGAUGAAACUCCUAUCAACCCAGCCGCGGCGCCUGAAAACACUCAGUCCAUGUCUGGUCAAGAGAGCGGCCUGGAGGCUACUCGCGCUUCCAGCGCAUCUGAAGCGCAAUCGCGCCAAGAGUCGCCUGUUAAGAAAGCCGAAAAUGCUUCUGGAUCCGACAACCCUCUCGAUGCCCCUGCCUCUCCCAAACCCCAGAACGGCGAUGCCGAGCCGGAGGAUGAGGAGAUGGGCGGCACCGAGAUCGAUGCCAAGCGCGACACGGAAGGGUUGGAAGAUGCAGUAGGCGAGUCGCAGCCGCCGGGAGAAGGGACAGAAGGUCUGGAGGAUGCUGUGGGAGAGGAGCAGCCUGCGCCGACCAAGUCGUCGUUGGAAGCUUCCGCACGCGAGCAGCUCAUCACCCAGACACACGCCAUUAUCCUCCCCAGCUAUGCGACAUGGUUCGACAUGAACACCGUCAACUCGAUCGAGAAAAAGGCCCUUGCAGAGUUCUUCAAUGGCCGCAACCGCAGCAAGACGCCUGCUACGUACAAGGACUACCGUGAUUUCAUGAUCAACACUUACCGAUUGAAUCCGAUUGAAUAUCUGACCGUGACUGCUUGUCGUCGCAACCUGGCGGGUGAUGUGUGCGCGAUCAUGCGUAUCCAUUCGUUCCUCGAGCAAUGGGGCUUGAUCAAUUACCAGGUCGAUCCCCAAACCCGACCCUCAAACAUUGGCCCGCCAUUCACCGGCCACUUCCGUGUCGUUGCCGAUACCCCACGUGGCUUGCAGGCGUUCCAGCCGGGACCAGGCCACGGCGUCACCCCGGGCAAACAUCUUCCGGCCACCCAGCGCGCUGCGUCUUCCACACCCGCCUCCAAGGCUGACCUCAAUCUCGACCUCCGCCGUAACGUCUACGAUGAGAAAGGAAAGGAUAUCACCCCAGCUGAGGAUAAGGAAAAGCAGAGCAAUGGCGAAACGGUCAACGGAGUCGAGAAUGCCGCCCAGGAACGCAAGAAGAAGUCCCACUGCUUCUCUUGUGGCAUCGACUGCACGCGACUCCGAUUCCAUUACGCCAAGUCGACCUCAACAUCGGCCAACGCCAAUGCGCCAGACACAAAAUAUGACCUGUGCCCUAACUGCUUCCUCCAAGGUCGUAUGCCUUCAAGCCACAGCGCCUCCGACUUUGUCAAGCUCGAGGAUAAGAGCCACACUCACGUGCCGGACAAGGAUGCCCCGUGGUCAGACUCGGAGCUCCUACUCUUGUUGGAGGGCUUGGAGAACUUUGACGAUAAUUGGGAACAGAUUGCGAACCACGUCAGUACUCGGACCCGGGAAGAAUGCGUGAUGAAGUUCCUGCAUCUGGAGAUUGAGGAUCAGUACACGGACGAUAUCCCCGAUCUGCGCGCAGGAUCUGGGCGAGAUCCCAUCAGCCAGUCUGAGAACCCGGUCCUGUCUGUGGUGGCGUUCCUGGCACAGAUGGCCGAGCCCGCAGUGGCUGCUGCCGCGGCUGGCCGGUCGGUCGACGAGAUCCGCAAAGAGCUCCGUAGCCAGCUCGAGAAGGGACAAGACAAGGAUAAAGAGGGGGUCAAGGCGGAGGAUUCUAUGGAAGUGGAUUCUACCCGUGAGGCUGAACAACCAGCCCAAAAGCCCAAGGAGUCGCUGGGUACUGUGGCCUUGGCUACCUCUGCGGCGCGUGCCGGAGCGCUGGCCUCGCACGAGGAGCGGGAGAUGACCCGCCUGGUGGGGGCUGCAGUGAAUGUAACCCUGCAGAAGUUCGAGGUGAAGCUGCAGCAAUUCAACGAGAUGGAAGAGAUCAUCGAGGCUGAGCGCCGCGAACUCGAGCAGGCGCGCCAGCAGCUCUUCCUGGACCGCAUGGCCUUCAAGAGGCGUGUCAAGGAAGCCCAGGAUGCACUGCAGUCCGUUAGCCUGCAGGGCCCGAACGAGCACACCAACACGCUGCUCGGCGCGGCCAGCACUGCUGGCAUUGGCAACCACUACAGCUUCCAGCCUGCCGGGAGUGAACCGCGCGCGGGCGCCCAGCCUCUGAGUGCUGAGGUGGGUGCCGACUACAAGACGCUUGACCUGUAA
Molecule: messenger RNA, 2070 nt
Organism: Penicillium alfredii
Lineage: Eukaryota; Fungi; Ascomycota; Eurotiomycetes; Eurotiales; Aspergillaceae
Gene: rscE
Exons: 3
Coding region: 1-2070 (689 amino acids)
Biological process (GO): positive regulation of DNA-templated transcription
Cellular component (GO): SWI/SNF complex
Molecular function (GO): histone binding; DNA binding
Source: RefSeq, a predicted model, not a curated record